CCCCGUUUCGCAGUGCUGCCAGACCAUGAGCACAAAGCCUUCAUUCCAUACACGGCAGCUUUCUCAAAGUCAUCCGACCCAUCGCGGCAUCAGGUGAUUCAAGCCCGCGCCAAAUCUCUCCGCCCCAAUUCCGUCAUUCUGGAUAGAGAAUGGCAAGGUUCAGGAGAAAUUCCUUUCGAAUAUUUGGUUGUCACAACAGGCACCAGAUUGCCAAGCCCUGGAACCAUGCCCGGUGAUGACAAGCCAUCAUCGGUCGACACCUUGAGAGCGCAUCAGCAGGCGGUCCAGAAGGCAUCUUCUGUCAUUCUUAUCGGAGGCGGCGCGGUGGGCGUCCAGAUGGCUACGGACCUUAAGGAAAUUUACCCUGAGAAGGAGGUGACUCUUGUGCAUUCACGAGAGCAUCUCAUGCCUCUUUACCACACUAAGUUGGACGAGAUUAUCAAGGCUCGAUUCGAGGAGCUGGGAAUCAAGUACGCUCAUAUCCCAAAUAUCCCCUCCCGGUCUCAGCAGUCGUUAACGUUUUACUUAAGGUUAAUUACCGGCUCCCGCGCUGUGAUCCCACCUGGCGGUCUUGCCUCCCAGACUUCAGUCAAGCUGCAAGAUGGUCGCGAGCUCUCAGCGGAUCUCAUCAUCCCCGCAACGGGGCAAACACCCAACAACCAGUUUCUCCAGGAUCUCAAGCAAACCGGCGAUGCCCCUCUUGUAAACCCGGCAAACGGCUUCAUCAAAGUACGACCGACUCUUCAGUUCCAAGAUCCGGCAUACUCUCACAUGUUUGCUGCUGGUGAUAUUGCCGACUCUGGUGCGCACAAGGCUGCCCGACCUGGUGCCGGGCAAGCGAAGGUGGUCGCCCAGAACAUUCUGGCUAUGAUCAACGGCCAAGAGCCGACGGAGCACAUUGUAGUUACUCCUCCGGCAAUUCAUCUGUCAUUGGGACUGGUAAGACCACACCUCCGGGUAACUAAAAAGAACUUUGUGUUCAGAAAUCCCGAUGUUGCAGCAGGACAGACUGAGCCAGCAGUCGUGCCGCGAGAAGAGGGAACAGCAGACAUGAACAUCGAGGGUGUGUGGGAGCGAAGAGGUGUCCGUGUCACCGACCCCAGAGAGUACCACCUGUAA
Messenger RNA from Colletotrichum chrysophilum, 1119 nucleotides. RefSeq lists its product as uncharacterized. The record is from RefSeq and is a predicted model, not a curated record. Lineage: Eukaryota; Fungi; Ascomycota; Sordariomycetes; Glomerellales; Glomerellaceae. Gene Ontology annotation, molecular function: flavin adenine dinucleotide binding; electron-transferring-flavoprotein dehydrogenase activity. The annotation marks the transcript as partial. Gene Ontology annotation, cellular component: cytoplasm. The transcript is spliced from 3 exons.